CCUGCGUGUCCUCGGGAGGAGAUGUGCCCACGCUGAUGGACAAGGUUGCUGCUGGGUUUAGACAUCUCUGUUCCACGAAGAGAAGAGACCUGUAUGUUGGCUGUGCCUAUGGCAGAUACCCCAGGAGGGAUUAGUCCUUGUAGCUAAUUUGUGCCUGAGGCCCCCAGACCUGCCUAGGACACACCACAAAACCACUAGAAGAGGUGAAGACAGGUCUCAAUCAAAAUGUCAAUGACACUCAGCUGAAAACACAGGUGCUGUUAUUCUCCCUUGAAUAGAGCCAAAGGAGCAUCUUCUGGGCUGAGGAGGAGGUGUUGCUGUUCCAGGGGGUCUCCUUCUGCCUGCUGGGGAUCUCUAGGGGACAGGAACUUCUUGUAGCUGCUGGGCUCUGCCCCAUGACUAACACCAAGGACCCGAAGAGCACCAUGGACUCCUCUCCGGUGGCCUCCAGCUCUGCCACAGGCCCUGUCACCUUCUCACAGGUUUUUGGGCAGCAGUGCCAGCUGAUGGAAGCAGCUGUGGAGUCACUGCAUUCCUUGAAUGACCAGAUCUCCCAUUUCAUUGUCAACAAGUCCAAAACACUGGAUGAAGAGGAAGAGGCCUUUUUGCCCAGCGAGAAGGAAUCUCUGAAAAAUGCCAUGAUGUUGAUGAGGCACCUCCUGAUGGAUGCACAGGCCAAAAUCCUGCACAUGAUGGACGACAACAAGCAGCUGGCGCUGCGCAUGGACGGGGCGCUGCAGGCGGCGGGGCAGGAGGUGUCGGCGCUGCGGGCCGAGCUGGCCGCCACCGGCCGCCGCCUGGCCGAGCUGGGCAGCGACCCGGCCAUGGAGCACGGCCCGCACAGCGCGCAAGCGCUGCUGCGGGAGGAGGUGGCCCAGCUGCAGGAGGAGGUUCACCUGCUCCGGCAAAUGAAGGAAAUGCUGACAAAAGACCUGGAGGAGACACAUGGCAGCAAGUCACCAGAGGUGCUCUCGGCCACCGAGCUGAAGGUGCAGCUGGCGCAGAAGGAGCAGGAGCUGGCACGGGCCAAGGAGGCUCUGCAGGCCAUGAAAGCCGACAGGAAGCGCUUGAAGGCGGAGAAGACAGACCUGGUGAGCCAGAUGCAGCAGCUGUACGCCACGCUGGAGAGCCGCGAGGAGCAGCUCCGAGACUUCAUCCGCAACUACGAGCAGCACCGCAAGGAGAGCGAGGAUGCAGUGAAAGCCCUGGCCAAGGAGAAGGACCUCCUGGAGCGGGAGAAGUGGGAGCUGCGGCGACAAGCCAAGGAGGCGACGGACCACGCCAGCAACCUGCGCUCCCAGCUGGACCUGAAGGACAACCGCAUGAAGGAGCUGGAGGCCGAGCUGGCCAUGGCCAAGCAGUCCCUGGCCACGCUGACCAAGGACGUUCCCAAGCGCCAUUCCUUGGCCAUGCCGGGCGAGACGGUGCUGAACGGCAACCAGGAGUGGGUGAUGCAGGCCGACCUCCCGCUGACGGCCGCCAUCCGGCAGAGCCAGCAGACCCUCUACCACUCACACCCCCAGCACUCAGCAGACCGGCAAGGGGUCAGGGUGAGUCCCUGUCAUUCCCGGCAGCCUUCCAUCAUCUCCGACGCCUCCGCAGCCGAGGGCGACCGGUCGUCCACGCCGAGCGACAUCAACUCACCCCGGCACCGAACACACUCGCUCUGCAACGGGGACAGUCCUGGACCGGUACAGAAGAACUUGCACAACCCAAUUGUACAGUCUCUAGAGGACCUAGAAGACCAAAAAAGGAAAAAGAAGAAAGAGAAGAUGGGCUUUGGCUCCAUCUCCAGGGUGUUUGCCCGGGGGAAGCAGCGCAAGUCCCUGGACCCCGGUCUCUUCGACGGGACGGCCCCCGACUACUACAUCGAGGAGGACGCGGACUGGUGACCACCCUGGAGCCUCUCCCUGGCUUCACCAUCGCCUUGUACAUACCCCCCAACACCCUCCCCUUGUGGACGUGUCACCUCUUGUCUUGGGAGCGAUGCAGCUGUGUCGUAACUUCAGUUUCUCCCCAUUUUUUGUGUGGGUUUUUUUGGUUUCAUUUCGUUUUUGUUUCCAUACCGGUAACUCCUUCGUCGUCACUUCCGUUUGUCACUUUGGGUUGGUUGGUUUGUGUUUUUUUUUUUGUUGUUGUUAUUGUUCUUGCUGUUUUAUCUCCUUCUUUUUGACAAAACUUGAAACUUGAAGGACUGCUGUCUCUCUGUAAAUACCAGAAAUAUUGUGCACUUUGUGCUGUGACGUCUCUUGUCCGAAACUGCUUGUUUUCUGGAGCCCAACCCAGCGGGAUGUCCUCGCCUGGAGACAAAGGACCUGCCCAGCUGAGGGAACUUGGAGAGAAAACACACACACACACAAAAAAAAAGAAAACAAAGAAUUAUCUCCUUCACCGUGAUGUCUUCCUGGCCGAGCCCCACGGAGGCACCACGGGCUGGUUGUCACGCGUGCCGGUCUGGAAAUUUUAAGUGUUUUAACGUUCCUUUUUUGAGUUGUUUUUAAUUUAUUUGCACAAAGCCAGAGGAGCUAUUCUAACUAAAUUAUUGCAGAAGUUUUUUGGGAUUUUUUCUAUUUUUCCACGUCGGUUGGGAUGGGGUGGGGAGGAGGAGAGGGGGUGUUUGUACUGUAUUGUUCUGGGAAGCUGCUGUUGGGGUUUGGAGGGGUGGGUGGGGGAUGGAGCUGUGGAGCCCCUGCCCCGGGCUCCCUCAGCCCCGUGGCUGCAGAUGCCCCAGGAGCACUUAAACGCCUUGGAAAACGCAAUCCUGAGUCAUUCCUGGGAAAUCAGACCCAGGAUGGGGAGGGGGAAGCUGCUGGGAGCUUUGCCCCUAGUUUUUCCCCUGCGUUUUUUUUUGGGGGGGUGGAGGGGAGCACUCUUUGAGUAAAAUUUGGGGGAUCCAGCAUGAGCUGGGAGGAGGGGAAAGGGAUUUCCUGAGGUAUCCCGAGAUACGGCCGGUCUGGGGCCUCUUGCCCCAUUUGGGGUCUUAUCACCACCUGGGGAAGGGUGGGGAAACUGGUACGAGUCCUCUCUGGGGAGGUUUUUCUGGCACCAGGGUGGUUUUUAGGCACAAGCAGAGCUCGUGCUUCCAAAUCCCUUGGAAGUGCCCCAAAAUUACCCGCCCCCCCCCAGCUCCUGGCAGCCGCUUCCCCUCCCCACUAACACACCCCGCGCUCUGCUUAUGCCAAGAUAAGUACUUUAUGCUUUAAUGCUUACCACAUAAUUUUAAGCUCUUAAAAAAGAAAUGUAUUAAGAUUUAUUUAAUGAUGCUCUAAUAGUGUAUUAUUAUUUUUUUUUUUAUUAUGAAUUCCCAUACGCCCUGGUUAAAAAAAGGGGCAUUUUGUCUUAAAUCACCCAACGGACCCGACGCUCCGUGAGAGACCCCAGGGGAUGGAUGAGCAGAGGGGACCCUGGGGUGGCCAGGCAGGGUUUGUCCCUUGGCAUCUUUCUCUGCAGAGAAACAUUUAUAUACAUUUUGUUGGGGUUUGUUUUUGUGUGUUUUGUUUGGUGUUUUUUUUCGGGGGGGG
Messenger RNA from Apus apus (common swift), 3521 nucleotides. It is a transcript of the gene KAZN, whose product is annotated as kazrin, periplakin interacting protein. Lineage: Eukaryota; Metazoa; Chordata; Aves; Apodiformes; Apodidae. The transcript is spliced from 10 exons. The record is from RefSeq and is a predicted model, not a curated record. Bases 396 to 1892 code for a protein of 498 amino acids.